Molecule: messenger RNA, 1611 nt
Organism: Oreochromis niloticus (Nile tilapia)
Lineage: Eukaryota; Metazoa; Chordata; Actinopteri; Cichliformes; Cichlidae
Exons: 4
Coding region: 169-1215 (348 amino acids)
Molecular function (GO): nucleic acid binding
Source: RefSeq, a predicted model, not a curated record
GGACGUGGUGAAGGAGGAGGACGUGGUGGAAGAGGAGGAGGAGGAGGUGGUGAAGGAGGUGGAGGUGGAGAACGACGGCGACAAGGAAGGGGAAGAGCAAGGGCACGAAGACAGUCAGUCUCGGAUGAAAUUCGAGCCACUUUAGUUGACCAUGUCCUCGUCCAUGGGAUGACUAUGAGGGAGACUGGGCAACGAGUACAACCAAAUUUGAGUCGCUUCACUGUUGCCUCCAUCAUCAGAACCUUCAGGGAGGAAAACAGGACACAGAGACGACCACCUGGUGGAGGCAGGUUAAGGCUUUUGUCGGAGGAGCAAGAGAGGGAACUUGUAAACAUGGUAAUUGCAAAUAAUGUAAUCCGCCUGCAAGAGAUUCAAAGGAGAGUGAUUGAGGAUGAUCAUCUUUUUCGAGGCAUAAAUGCCAUCAGCCUCUCCACAAUUGACCGCAUCCUCCGAAAGAAUCAAUUCCGGAUGAAACAGGCAUACCGAGUCCCUUUCGAACGAAACUCUGACAGAGUGAAAAACCAACGUGUGGAAUAUGUUCAGAGAAUCUUUGAGAUUGAAGGACGGCCUGUUCCCCAUGAAAUGAUCUUUGUGGAUGAGGCAGGUUUUAACCUGACCAAAAGAAGGAAAAGGGGGAGGAACAUAAUUGGCCAUCGGGCUAUUGUAAAUGUCCCUGGUCAGCGUGGGGGGAAUGUCACUAUGUGCGCAGCCAUCAGCCAACGAGGGGUACUCCACCGCCAUGCCGUACUAGGACCCUAUAACACUAUGCUUCUCCUUGCUUUUCUUGAUGGUUUAAGACAACAUAUGUUCCAGCUGGACUACAGGGAACCAGCACAGCCAGAGCAGCCUCACUACGUUGUUGUGUGGGAUAACGUCAGCUUCCAUCGCGCUGCUCUGGUUCGUGACUGGUUUACCAAUAACCCAAGGUUUUCUAAUAUCUUUCUGCCUGCAUACUCCCCCUUUCUAAACCCGAUAGAGGAGUUAUUUUCGGCAUGGCGGUGGAAAGUGUAUGACCGAGAACCUUAUGUCCGUGUUCACCUCCUUCAGGCCAUGGAAGAGGCCUGCCUAGACAUAUCAGUAGAUGCAUGCCAGGGGUGGAUCAGGCAUGCAAGAGGAUUUUACCCCCGCUGCCUGGCUGGGGCCAAUAUAGCCUGUGAUGUGGAUGAGAUUCUCUGGCCUGACCCAGACCAAAGACAAGAUGCUGUGGUGGGAUAAUGUUUCUGGUGUGUGUUGUACUGUAUAGUACAUGAAUGACAAUGUGCCACUGUACAUACAUUGGUUGCGUCUUUUGUGUUUAUCAUGUGACAAGGGUUUUGAAGGGGAGAACCAUAAGCAACCUAAUUGUUUUGGAACUAUUGUUUUGAAUUAAUUGUACCAGUGUGCAAAACUCUGUUGUAGUGUGUGUGUUUUUGAGGGCUUGUGUUUGAUGUCUGAGGGCAAAGUUCGGUUUUUCAGCAGGAGUGAAUAGUUUUGGGUGUAGAGCUUCAUUUUGACCUGGAAAUAGGAUGUUUGGGGAAUUGAGUGAGAUGUUAUGGAUUUGUGUUUACUGUUGUGCGGAUAUGAGGCGUAGUUUCAAGAAAUGUGUUUUAGCAAUCGAGAAAAACUGUAAUA